AUCAGAUGAAGCAGGAUGUGAGUGGAGAGUGGUUGAACCCUUCCUGGUGUAGAGUAACACGCUGGGUUAAGGACACUUCCAGCUUGGCACGUCACUAUGAUUACACUCCAUGGGGUCUAGACGUGGUUGUCGCCGAGAAGGAGUUGUGUGUUUUUUCAGCACGAGACGUUGUGUGGAUACCAUAUCUGUGAAUUCUUCCCUCUAACAUGGCUCACAACAGGGAGAAGUUUAAGGACUAUGUCAAUGAGCUGGCAACAAUAAAAGUUGAAGAUGGGGAGAAGGUUCUUGUCCUGAAGAAGAAGUUCCGUCCCGAAGCAGGACCAGUAGCUGCAGUAAAGUCUGUGGGUGAUCUCCAGCGGGCACAGUCGGAACCCCCUAGCAAGCCCCCGCCCUACCCCCCAGGCCAGGAUGAUGUUGAUGGGGGCUCCAUAUCUAAGGGGCGGAGUGAAGGGAGCCUGGAUUCCCAGAUGAAGGGCUCCGUCCAUUCUGCAGACAGCAUCAGCAUCAGCAGUCUGGCCAUGUCUACAACAUCCAUUGCUUCCACGGAAUCUCAAGGUUCCGGCAAGUCUUCUCAGACGUCCACUGAGGAAGACCAGAACAUGUCCGUGCUGAGCGUCAAGGAGCGGGCCAAGCAUCUGAACCGCAUGCAGUCCGAGAGUGACCUCCUUGUUAACCAGCCUUCCAAGAAGAAGGAACCAAAAUAUGGAAGCCGGGGUUCUGGAGGAGAUGAUGAUGACUCCCAGUCAGGCACAUCAUUUGUCACGCUGGACCCUGAGGAGAGGGAGUGGAUGUUGACGUGCUGCCACUCGGAAUACCAUGACAUGAACAGGCUGCUCAGCAAGAACCCACAGCUGGCCAAACUUAAGAAUUUCACGAAUGGUUAUACGGCGCUGCACUGGGCAUGUAAACACGGCAAGGCAGAGGUCGUCAAGCUAGUUGCAUCAAAGCCUGGCGUUAGCGUCAACUCCAGGACGCACGGGGGUUACACGCCUCUCCACAUGGCAGCCAUCCAUGGUCAUGAAGACAUCAUAUCUCUCCUGGUGCAGACAUACAGAGCUGAUGCCAACAUGAGGGACUUCAGCGGCAAGAAGGCCAAGCAGUAUCUGAAGAACUCCGCCUCUACAAAAGCACAACAAUUACUUCUAAGCCGAACACUACAAUCAAAUCUGGGUUCUGGGCGUUCUCUGGAUGACUCCUUCAUGAGGACGAUGUCGUUCAGGAAAAGUCACCGCGCCAGGGCGAUCUCCUCGCUACUUCAAGCCACCUCCAGCAUCACCCGCACCCAGACGUUCAGGUCCAGCUGGGAUGGGUCGUCCGAGAACCUGAGGGGGGAGAAGUCCACGCCUGAUUCCUCCCCACCCGGCAGCAAUACGUCCUCCCCGUCCUCGUCCAGGAAGGGAUCGUUCUCCAAACCAGAUCGUGACAUGAUGCCGCCUCCCUCAGCUCCGACUCGCAGGAAGAGAAUGCCAGCGUCUGGCAGCGGAGAUAAUUUGUCCAUGGGCAGUCCGUCUGAGAAAAGUCUAGGGUCAAGAUCGGAGUCUGACCCUUCACUGACCACACAUUCAGCCAAGAUGACCUUCAUCUAGAUGCAAUACACUGCCGCCGCCAGAAGUGCCAAGCUACUACAAUAUCAAACACAGACUUGUAUCUGUAUCGUUUACUUGCAAGUUCGUGGGGCUGUGUAUUGCCAAUGUCAUACUACAAUAUGUUGCAAGAAUUACGUCUGGGUUGUGAUAUGUAUUGCAAUAUAUCAUCAUUAACAUACGAGUAUGUUUUCUUACACUUUCGUACUGCCCUUCGUUAUAAAACCAAAUUUUUACCUUACAGAGGCUUAUGAUUGAGUAGUCAAGAGGCAUGGAAACCAUGGCACCCAUUUGUAAAGCUUAAUCAAUGGAGGUAACACAGUGAAUGUAGUGGCAGAUAACAAAAUUAUUAUCGUUUCGCUGUAUGAGAAAGAUUUUAAUGUAUAUCAUUAUUCUUUCAAUUUAGCAUCAUAAACAUCCUCAGUGGAAUAUACUUAUAGUUGAGAACUUGUUCCUCAAGUGCAUUGAGAUAAAGCUUGUUAUAUAAUGGGAAUAUAAACUAAUAUGAAAUACUUGCAUCUGUUUAGUGCUGACUUGAAUGAAUAUUAGGCAUACAUGCAGCUGUAACAAAGCUAUAGUUUCCUAUUCUAGGAGGAACUUUCAAACGUCCAUUAAAAUUAAGCAAAUCGUCAUGUGAAUCAGUUUAAUCAGAAAUCAAAAUCACAUUCUCACCUUCAGCCUUUGCGAAAUGUAUAUAUAUAUCGUACAUAUGAAAUUAUCUUUUAGUUUUACAUUAUGAGAUUGCUAGGGUCAUUUUGUAUAGUUAUUUGACGUUACUUUAUGUUUGAUAAAGUCAACUAGUGUUCAGAUAUGGAAAAGUUGUAUAUACAUAUGGACUUGUACAUGAAUGUGUUCAUUAGCUGAGAAUUGCUGUAGAAAAUUGGUGAUUAUUUAUGAUGUUUACACAAACAAUAUUUGUAUGAAUAUAUAUAUGUGCCUGUGUGAUAAUCCUUUUGUGAUCAUGUUAGGGCAUUUGUUUACAUGUGAUUAUCAAUUUGUGGUACUCACAGCUAUUGAAAUGUUUUGUUAAAUACAUUGUGGCAUGGUUACCUUUGUACUGCUGAAAAUUGCCGAUACUUUUGACAAGGUUUAGACAAAUCUUCCUUGUAUUUCUUGGAUCACAGAUUUGCUUGGUCAAAUCUGAUGAAAAAAUAAAAAUAAAUUUCUUUCAAAUUUGCUUUUAUUUCAGCUAUUUGUAAACCUAAGCAUGGCAUGGUUUGGAUAAAUAGCAAAUGGAUGUGAUUGUGACUGAAGGCGUAUGCUGUUGUACUGUCCAGUUAAAAACAACAGUUCAUUGUUCACUGCCACCAUGAGGCCAUUAUUAUUAUUAUUAUUAUUAUUAUUAUUAUUAUUAUUAUUAUUAUUAUUAUUAUUAUAUUCGACAUAAAAAGCACCCAGGGCGUUCUCAAAAAUAGAAAUAGGGGGCUCUUAUUACAAUAUUAUUUUGGUGAAAAACAACAGAGUUGAAAGAUCGUAAAUUUCAUGGUUUAUACUGACAACCUGAAAUGUUAAUAUACGACAGAUAUAUUUUUUCCA
This is a messenger RNA of Haliotis rufescens (red abalone), 3119 nucleotides long. RefSeq names its product ankyrin repeat domain-containing protein SOWAHB-like. Bases 207 to 1586 code for a protein of 459 amino acids. The transcript has 19 exons. Lineage: Eukaryota; Metazoa; Mollusca; Gastropoda; Lepetellida; Haliotidae. The record is from RefSeq and is a predicted model, not a curated record. Gene Ontology annotation, molecular function: protein binding.